Beauveria bassiana ARSEF 2860 is the source of this 1473-nucleotide messenger RNA. Its product is annotated as acyl transferase. Gene Ontology annotation, molecular function: acyltransferase activity, transferring groups other than amino-acyl groups. The transcript has a single exon. The record is from RefSeq and is a predicted model, not a curated record. The coding region runs from base 1 to 1473 and encodes 490 amino acids. NCBI's taxonomy places the organism in Eukaryota, Fungi, Ascomycota, Sordariomycetes, Hypocreales, Cordycipitaceae.
AUGGGCUCCCAAAUCCACCACCUCCGCCCGUCAGGUUAUCCAAACAUCAACGACCAGAGCUUCAGACUCUCGACUAAUGACUUGUUGAAUCCGAAACCCGUUUGCGUCCCGGUUUGCUUAUUCUUUUGCGUUCCCGAUAGGAGCAAGCAUGAUGUAAUGCAGUUGUUAAUGACUGGGUUGGAAGAAACCUUGCGUCAGUGUCGCUUUCUGGCUGGCACAAUUGAGAUGAAUCACGCAGACGAGUACGAAAUUGUGUCCAAACGAGAAAGCAAAGUUGACUUCAUUCUGCACCACCUUGAUCAGAAAGGAGAUGGCCAGUCUCCAUUUGCAUCAUACGAGAGUCUACACGCCAACCAUUACCUAGUCCCAAACCCCCGUGAGAUGGCACGCCUUCGUGUGCAGACGGUGCCGUGCGGUCAAUACAACGCCGACACGAGCCAGAACUCACCCGUGAUUGGCUUUCAGGCCAAUAUCAUCCCGGGUGGCAUUGCCCUGGCCAUCCACUUCCAUCACUGGGCCAUGGAUUAUUGCGGCUUCGCUGCCUUUGUCCACCAAUGGGCCGGCAACACGUCCGCUCUCAGUUCCCACAUCCCAUAUCACGAGCCAACCUCGGACUGUUUCGAUCGAAGUUGUCUUGUACGAAGCUCCAUUUGCGCUACAACAACUCAAACUACUAACGGCGAGGCGGCUCGGAAGCAGGUAGGGCUGCCAGCUACGGAUUCGGCCUCAGAUCCGGCGGAAAUAUUGCCCUUCUCUGUGUACUUGUUCAACCUAACAAAGACCAAGGCUGAAAUGAUCAAAAACAUUGCCAAAUCGACGGCAGGUGUGGAAUCCGCCUGCAUUUCCACCUACGACGUCAUUGUCGCUCUCUGGUGGCGUGUCCUGACCAGGGCGCGAGCCAAGCUCUGGGGAUCGCAGUACCUGGAUACACCGGCUGACUUUACAGAGGCUGUCAACAUCCGCUGCAAAUUGAUUCCGCCACUACCCAGUCGCUAUCUCGGUAACGCUGUGCUAUUCGCUACCUGUGCGAGCCAACAGAGCAGGCUUACAAUCAGGGACAUAGUAAAGUCGGCCUCGCUCGGCAUCAUUGCUGCAUACAUACGCCGUAUCACCGACUCCGUGGAUGCAGACUUUAUUGAAAAGCAGCUCGAGCAAAUAGAGCAGGGCAGACAUCAAGACGCCGGCGAAAGUCAAAAGACACAUCGCCAAAGCCCACUAGCAUUCACGGUUAAUGACUGGCGGGCUCACAACCUUUAUGAUGCCGAUUUCGGCUUUGGAAAGCCAACGGGCGUAAGGCAUUUGUUCGGCAUCAUGCCGGUGCUGGUAGUUCUGCCUGUUAAACAAGUUCAAGACAGUCGAGGCGAAAUCUUCGAGUUUCUUGUGCCCAUAGAGCAUGCCGCUGCGGAAAAUCUUCUCGAAGAUCCCGAGUUAAAAGAAUGGUUCGAGAUUCAAGGGCUGGAAUCUGAGGCAUGA